AUGGUCUCCUUCAUACGAUAUGUGCGGAAUAUUCGUAGGACAGGAAUCAAGCAAUGGUGGCAUCAAAUGCAAAACAUUGGCGACGCAAAGGCUGGUGCUCUAGUUGGGACUGAUCAGUUCGGUAAUAAAUACUACGAGAACCUGAACCCCGACGACGAAAUUCCUGGCCGUCACCGAUGGGUUGACUUUGCGCAGCAUUACAACAAUGCAACCCAAGUCCCUGCGGAAUGGCAUUCUUGGCUGCAGCACAUUCGCUUGCUACCACCAACUGAGGACAAAGUGAUGCAGAACUUAUCACCACCCUGGAAGGCGCCAUGGGUAGAAAAUUUAACUGGCACACGCGGUGCGUAUCGCCCGUACAACACCGCUGCGCCUAAAAUCAGUGCAUGGGAGCCAAAGGUCAUGGUUCGGGGUUGA
This is a messenger RNA of Pisolithus orientalis, 417 nucleotides long. RefSeq names its product NDUFA12-domain-containing protein. Gene Ontology annotation, cellular component: membrane. Gene Ontology annotation, biological process: response to oxidative stress; mitochondrial respiratory chain complex I assembly. The coding region runs from base 1 to 417 and encodes 138 amino acids. Lineage: Eukaryota; Fungi; Basidiomycota; Agaricomycetes; Boletales; Pisolithaceae. The transcript is spliced from 5 exons. The record is from RefSeq and is a predicted model, not a curated record.